UCGGGCACUUGAGAGUGCAAAACCCGGAAGAAACUGCAAUAGCCCGCAGCUGUUCGAGAGAGGAGAAAAGGGAGGCGACUCGAGGUGCGAGUUGGGGCUCAGCCCAUUCCCGGGCGCUCGCCGCCGGCGUUGCCGGUUGGAGAGAAGAUGGGGGAGGUGCCCGCAGCUGCCGUGUACAUACUAGUUGUAGUUGUGCUGUUUCCUUAGUGGAGUUUGGCUUUAUGCCGGAGCUUGGCGUGAUGCCGAUGGGGAUUGGGUCGCCGGCGCGAGCGAGUCGCGUGCGGUGGCUACUGGAGUCGGUUCUUAAGGUGGUGGCGAUGGAGGGCUUGCUGCUGCCGACUGGAUCCACUCUGGUGUCCCUGGUAAUAAGCUCGAUGCCCCUGAUCUGGCGGAGGAUCUUGCUGCUGUCCCCUGCCUCGGAGGCCAUCCUGGCGAUGGCGAAGAGGUGGCCGACACUUGCAGCUCUGGAGCUUGUAGGUUGGGAUGCUGCGGAUCGGGCUGUGGACCAUCAGAAGUGGAUGAUUUGUUGGCGAAGCGAUGGCGCCUGCUGCGGCGGUCGAAGGCCUGCUCUCGCCGACUCGCCUCUGUUUCUUCUGGCCGAAGGGCGGUCAUUCAAAUUCCUCCCGGCGAUGAAGCCCAAAGGGAGGCAGCUGUGUUCUUCCAUGGAGUCUAUGGCGUGGUGCUAUGGAGCUUUCGUCGGCCCAAGUGGUCUCGUCCCCGGUGUCGGCCGGAAGUUCUCCGUCGAGGAGCAGAAUAGGACCCGAUCGCGUUUCCUUUCCUCUGUUCCGGGUCCUUUUCGCAAAGUUCAGGGACUGUUUAGUAGUUCCAGUUUUCUUUUGGGUCUCUGUUGUAAUAUGUGCUUUCAUGUUUAUCCAAAGUUCAGGGCCCGUGUCUGUUCAAAAAAAAAAAAAAAGAGUGCAAAACCCUACAGCUACAACACCCCCAAACGCCUAGCGGUCAAUCCGCCGCCGCCGCCGCCGCCGCGACGCGAUGCUCCAUCUCCGAAAGCUCUUCCUCUCCGCAUCUCAUGUCCACACACCCUCCCUCUCCCCCCUUUUCCCGCUCUACCGCCUCCUCGCCGCCACCGCACCCGCUUCCCCAGAGCCGUUCGCCGUCGAGGAGUACCUCGUCACCAACUGCGGCCUCUCCCGGCCCAAGGCGCGCAAGGCGUCCAAGAAGCUCGCCCACCUCAAGUCCUCCUCCAGGAUCGACGCCGUCCUCGCCUUCCUCGCCGCGCUCGGCAUCUCCCCCUCGGGCACCGCCGCCAUCGUCGCCGCCGACCCGCAGCUCCUCUGCGCCGAUGUGGAGCUGAACCUGGCCAAGCGCGUCGACGAGCUCACGGGUCUCGGCCUCAAGCGCUCCCAGAUCGCGCGCCUCAUCCCUCUCGCCCGCGCCACCUUCCGCAGCUCCUCCCUCGGCCCCAACCUCGCCUUCUGGCUCCCGGUCUUCGGCUCCUUCGAGAAGCUCCUCGGGGCCAUCAAGGCGAACGGCGGCAUCCUCGGAGCGGACCUCGAGAAGGUCGCCAAGCCCAACCUGGCCAUCCUCCAGCAAUGCGGGAUAAGUGUCAAAGAAUUUUCAGAUACAUACCUUACCCGGGUGCUCACUCGGCUCCCCGAGUACGUCCAGAAUGCCGUGCUGUACAUCGAUAAGCUUGGCGUGCCCCGGGAUUCCCCAAUGUUUCGCUACGCGCUCAUGGCGUUUGCGUUUCAGAGCCAGGAGAAAAUUGACAGGAAAAUGGGGAACCUUGAAAUGCUUGGUUGGUCACAGGAUGAUGUGUUGACUGCUGUGAGGAAGAUGCCGAGUAUCCUCACUAUGUCCGAGGAAAGGAUGCAGACAACUGUGAAUUUCUUGACAAGGGAUGUUGGGCUGGAGAUACGCUAUAUAGCUCAAAGGCCAGUUCUGGUCAUGUAUAGCUAUCAGCGCCGGUUGUUGCCACGGCAUUCCUUGCUAAAUAUUCUCAACUCGAAGGAUUUGCUUUAUCCUGAGCUUGACUUCUAUUCUAUCGUCGCGCUGACUGAGAAGAAGUUUCUGGACAAGUAUGUGCAUCCUUAUGAGAAGAGUAUUCCAGGCCUUGCUGCGACUUAUGCAUCUUACUGUGCUGAGAAGGUGCCGAAUGAAGUUUCUACCUGAAAAGACAAAAUGGAAAAAGAGACUCUGUGCAUGCUUGGUCUGGGAGCACGUUGCUGGAUUGUCGUGUUGGAAUAACAUUUUAAGGACAAGUAUGAUCAUCAUUGCGUACAUCCUCCAGGUUCCUUGCAUUGCAUCUCUUUGUUGCAAUCCUUGUUUGGUUGUGCUCCAUUUUAGUUUUCAGUCUCAGUUUGCUACUUAUAAAACAGACCUUCCUUGUAACUUCAGAGAAUCUUGAUACACGCUGCGGUAGGGAUGCAAAUUUGGUACCCUCCGACCCCUCCUUAGUUCAACUAAAUGAACUAAGUUUUCAGAAUUGACAUUACUUUUGAAAUUUUAGUUCCUUUGGUUUAAUUAUAUUAAAUAGGGUCGGAGGGUACCCUAAAGAUUCCAAAUUUGCAUCACUAUGUUGCGGAUUUGAAUAAAAAGUUUCCUGCUGUCUUUUCCUUUCAUCGGAUUUGUUUCACAUAAUGAAAUGUACAUAUACAAAUUGAUACCUUAUUUCCACUGUGCCAAUGAAAGACUAAUGACAAAAAAAUUCUUUGUCAUCUCCACUACGCCUACAAUGCUGCAACAUGUCGAGUUGAAUGAUAUGGGGCACAAAGUCCAGAACUAGCAGAGAUGGAAAAGAAAAUUCUUCUGCAACCCAUUUGUAGCUCAUCUAUAAAGCGGAAUUGGAUCAUGUAUUCAUGAUGUGAAAAGUAAAACGAUUAAAUGCAAAGAUGAUUGGUAAACUUAUUUUUAUGAUCAAAAUUGGCGUCGUUACAAGGACGGCUCCUGUGAGUAGGAAGUUGACCCUGAAAAUCAAAUAGAGAAAAGCCUACUUCCAUGCUGGGAGAGUUGCAGUGCAGGAACCUUGAGUAUGUAGUCAAUGAUGAUGAUUAGGGGUGGGCAUAUAAACCGAUGACCCUGAAGUACCGAGCCAAACUAACCAAGACCGAACCUAAUGAUGAUGAUGACAACACUCGUCAUGCUUUAGAUGAUGAAUGCACUUCUAAGCCUCCAAAUUCUAAAAUCCGAAAUCUAGUCCCAUUUCAAUUUUUAAGCUACGCUGAUGCCGCAUUGUCUUCAUCGACAGGUCACCUUCUUUUUGCUAAGCUAAUGGCCUUGUUCGUCAGUAUUGUAUUUUUGCUUUGCUCUUACAUUCGUUCUCAGUCUUAAACAACUGUUUUUU
Messenger RNA from Triticum aestivum (bread wheat), 3301 nucleotides. RefSeq lists its product as uncharacterized. NCBI's taxonomy places the organism in Eukaryota, Viridiplantae, Streptophyta, Magnoliopsida, Poales, Poaceae. Gene Ontology annotation, biological process: regulation of DNA-templated transcription. The record is from RefSeq and is a predicted model, not a curated record. The coding region runs from base 991 to 2130 and encodes 379 amino acids. Gene Ontology annotation, molecular function: double-stranded DNA binding. The transcript is spliced from 2 exons.